Messenger RNA from Eremothecium gossypii ATCC 10895, 1830 nucleotides. RefSeq names its product amino acid permease. The record is from RefSeq and is marked provisional. Gene Ontology annotation, cellular component: membrane. Gene Ontology annotation, molecular function: amino acid transmembrane transporter activity. Lineage: Eukaryota; Fungi; Ascomycota; Saccharomycetes; Saccharomycetales; Saccharomycetaceae. Gene Ontology annotation, biological process: amino acid transmembrane transport. The transcript has a single exon. Bases 1 to 1830 code for a protein of 609 amino acids.
AUGCCGAGAGACACUGGUCUACCGUCAGGGUCCUCGACUGGAGCCGUCCUGGUUGACGGGGAGCUGAAAGACAUCAAGUCUGGAAAGGUUGUGACGACGGAGACAACGGAAUUCUUUGAAAAAACCUCCGCUCAAAAGAGUGACUUUGAAUACCUAGAAGGAGAUGAUACCCGGUUUAAGCGCUUCCUGAGCUCUUUCAAACGGGCUCAUGGGUCCGGUGGGACUGAUACUGAGGGCGGCGGUGGACAAAAUGCCAAACAUGAGAACCUGAAGCAAACGAUCAAGUCGAGGCAUAUGAUUAUGAUUUCGCUUGGCACCGGUAUCGGUACUGGUUUGUUGGUUGGUAGUGGUACUGCCCUGCACGACGGUGGUCCUGCAGGUUCUGCCAUUGGUUUCUUAAUUAUGGGUCUGUGCGUCUACUGUGUCAUCCAAGCCGCUGGCGAGCUAGCCGUGUGCUACACAUCAUUGGCAGGUGGAUUUAACGCCUACCCGUCAUUUCUAAUUGAUCCUGCGCUCGGUUUCGCAACUGCAUGGGUUUACUGUUUACAGUGGCUCUGUGUCUUCCCACUAGAGUUAGUCACUGCAUCCAUCACCAUCAAGUUCUGGCCUGGGUCUCGGUCAGUGAAUCCAGAUAUUUAUGUUGCCAUCUUCUAUGUUCUCAUUAUCGUUAUCAACUUUUUCGGGGCCAGGGGGUACGCAGAAGCCGAGUUCUUCUUCAAUAGCUGUAAGGUGCUUAUGAUGAUCGGGUUUUUCAUUGUCGGCAUUCUCAUCAACACCGGCGCUGUUGGUACCUCGGGCUACAUCGGAGGCAAGUACUGGAGAGAUCCGGGCUCUUUGGGCGGUCGUACACAUUUCGAUCAUUUCAAAGGUAUCGUUGCUACCCUAGUCAACGCAGCAUUCUCUCUCGGUUGCUCUGAAUUUGUAGCUCUGACGGCUGCAGAACAGGCUAACCCCAGGAAGUCGAUUCCUGCUGCUGCAAAGAAGAUGAUCUACAAGAUUUUUGUUGUUUUCUUGGGCUCAGUAAUUCUUAUUGGUUUCUUGGUGCCCAAGGACUCGCAUGAGCUUAUGGGCUCUAAUGAUUCCGAUUUGCAUGUUUCACCAUACGUCAUUGCUGUCAGAAUGCACGGUGUUAACGUCGUCCCCAGUUUUAUUAACGCAGUCAUCCUUCUCUCCGUGCUUUCAGUCGGUAACUCAGCAUUUUACUCUUCCUCCCGUCUGCUACACUCGCUGGCGGAACAGAACUAUGCGCCAAAAAUCUUUAAGUACAUCGAUCGCGCAGGAAGACCUCUCAUGGCCAUGAUCAUCUCGAUUCUUUUCGGUACCAUAUGUUUUGUUGCUGCAUCUCCAAAAGAAGAGGAGGUCUUCAAGUGGCUAUUGGCCAUCUCUGGCCUCUCUCAGCUCUUCACAUGGUCGACUAUCUGCCUAUCACACAUCCGCUUCCGCCGCGCGCUUGCUGUGCAGGGCUAUUCUACAGAUGAGCUCGGAUUUAAGGCGCAGACAGGUAUCAUUGGCUCGUACGUAUCCGCUAUCAUGAUGGUGCUCGCUCUGAUCGGGCAGUUCUGGGUGUCGCUCGUGCCUAUGGGCGCGACAGAACCAGAUGCCGAGUCUUUCUUCACAGGCUACCUUGCCAUGCCAAUGUUCCUGCUAUUCUACUUUGGCUACAAGAUCUGGAACAAGGACUGGCGCCUCUUUAUCCGGGCUGACCAAAUUGACCUGGUCUCGCACCGUCGCAUCUUCGACGCAGACGUGCUCAAACAAGAAGACAUCGAGUACCGCGCAAAGCUACGCAACUCCAGCAUCUGGCACAGGAUCGCCAAUUUUUGGUGCUAA